This is a messenger RNA of Lingula anatina, 2085 nucleotides long. RefSeq lists its product as uncharacterized. NCBI's taxonomy places the organism in Eukaryota, Metazoa, Brachiopoda, Lingulata, Lingulida, Lingulidae. The record is from RefSeq and is a predicted model, not a curated record.
ACGAGGUCAUCGUGCAAUGCUUUGACUGAGGGAGUCAUAUUGGAGCCCUUACUUGUGUUUGUUUCUUUUUAAGAUUACAUUCCAGGUUCAUUCCAAGUAAAUCACACAAUCAAAAUGUGGGAACAAGCUCUGUGUAUCAUUAUGCUUAUUGGGACAAGCAGCACGAGUGGUACUGUAUCCGGACGUCCUCCAGACAUUAUAGCUGUGGAGGGAGGAAGUAUUCUUUUGAGGUCACCCAGAAGCUUUUCCGGCAACGUAGCAUCUGUUAUCUGGGAUCUAGAUCACUCUUCACAGCCCACUCAAAUUGCCGAAUGGAAUCCAGGAGGUGAGCCUGAAGUCCAUGCACCAUUGAACAAAGAGCAAGACAAACUGGUCCCACCAAGUGGAGACCUGUUAAUAGGAAAAGCAUCUAAGUCUCAUGGAGGAGUUUACACAUGCCGUGUUACAGAUGCAAAGCAUGUAGAGUGGAAUAGUCGGUGCAAUGUAGAAGUCUAUGAUAAGGGACAGAGAACCAUACAAGUGAAAGGCCUAAAUACACAAGUAUUGGCGGCCUAUGGGCAACAACUUGAAAUAAAUUUGGUCAAGUUCAGUCAAGAAAGACUUACGAACGAGGAUGUAUGGCAGGUCAGGUUGACGCUAAAAAAAGACAAUGUAUCUGAAGAUUUGCUGCAUUGCUUCUCAAAUCUAUCCUCAGCUGAGAAUUUCACCUGUGACUUAAUAACUGAAGAAGUAAUUAUGCAGAACACUGGAACAACUAUCAACCUGGGUAUGGUUAAUAAUUCUCAGACUAUAACCGGCCAUGCUGUGUUCAAGACGGGGGUACAUAAGGACAUAAUUGUGAACAUUGUUACAGAACAGCCAGGUUUGACAACUUUGGAACCAGAAAUCCAAGAUGUUACUGGUUCAACUCCAAAGCCAAAGCUCCAAAAUCCCACUAGUCCUGCAACUCCAUCAAUUGGGACCAAUCUCAUAGUCAGCAUCAAGAUAAUUUUUUGUCUUGUAUGUAGUGGCCUCGGCAUUAUGUAUUUGGCCAGCAACUGAUUAACUGAAAAACACUUAAGAUAGUAUAAAAUUAAGACUCUGUGGCUUUUCUCCUCUUUAGGUCUUCUAGUGUAUGACUUCUAAGUGGGUCAAGUCCCAGUAAGGAAAGAUAAUUUUAGAUUGGCCUAUAGGGAAGAGCCAGAGAGUCUAAUUACAGCUUGUUCAUAGUGUCCGUGUAAAAAGUCUCAUUGUGCACUUCACUGGGAAUGCAAUAAAUGGUUACCUGUAGUACUGAUUACCCUCAAACUUACUGGAGGUAGAGUUGAAAAACCAACUAAAUUAGGUCCUUUUUUAUUUAUUUAUUUAUUUAUUUAUUUAUUUAUUUAUUUUGAAGCUAAGCAAGUUUUUCUUUGUUGUCAGGUUGGUUUUUCAACUCUACCUCCAGUAGCAAUUAGUAUUGCAAUCUGACCUGUAUUUAAGUCACUUGUUUGUAAGUUUAAGGAUAAUAAGUAGCAUGGUUUUCUUCUGCCUGUAAUCUUCUAUAUACCUAUAUGCCAAGUUGCUGUUUAAUUUGCAGAAAAAUAGAUCUUAUUAUCAUUUACUGUGCUGAUGAAAUGCGUAUGAUACAUAACAUAUUGUCUUGUUAAGCAACAUUUGGAUAAGAUGCUGUUGAUAGAGUAAAAUUUCUGUUUUCAACAACUGUAAUUAAUUAAGAUUUUAAGUAUCAGUGGUUUAUAUAUAUAUAUAUAUAUAUAUAUAUGUAUAUAUAUGUAUGUUUUGAAAAGACGUGUUUGUGCACCGCACCACCUGGUGUCAUGUGACUUUACGUGGUAAUCUUGCACGUAAUAAAGUAGAGCUUUAAUAAAGGAGAAGCAGCCAUUAGAUGCCAAAACUCUUUAAUUCUGAAACCGUUAAUGCUAGAGACCUCUUGUUUCUUGCAUUUUGUAGAGCUUGUCAAGUGUAACACUGGAAGUGGUUACCAAUUUUUUGUUUUCUAUACAGUUUAAGAAUUGCACUAUAAAAAAGGGCAUAACAUCGCAAUAUUCAGUGGUGAAAAUAAAAUGUGAAAUUACUGGGAAAUUAGCUGAGAUACGCCCAUAGUUA